AUGGCAGGUCGCCACACCGGUGGUCGGCGGAGAUCGUCCACCCACCAGCGACACGGAGACGAGGAUGGGACAGCGCCGCUUCUGCUCAGUCGCACGAGAUCAUUAGAGGACAUCAGUGUGGCCGAAAGCGUCGCUGUGCAAGAAAUCGCACCUGAAGAUGAUGACGGACCAGAAGCACCAGCGGGCCGUUGGCCUCGUUCAGUGCCGUAUCUCUUACUGCUCUGUGCCUUCCUGACCAGCCUGAGCUUCGGUGUAACACAAGUGCCGCUACUCUACGUCUUCAGGCUGAUGACUUGCGACGCUUACUACAAAGACCAUCCUUCCCGUGUGUUGGAAGAUGCACAAUAUUCCGAGUCAAAGACGAUAACGUCAAUCUUUUGGCGGGCGCUCGUGGCGUUGUCUCCGGUAUCAACGUUCGAAGCUCCAGGCACGCCUGACCGAUGUUCCAUACGUCCGAUUGAAAGCUCGACCGCCAUGUCCGUGUCUCUCCUCGGCGCAAGCACCACAGUCUUUGGCACGGCCAACCUCUUCCUGACCGGCACUCUGAUCAAACGCAUUGGGGUGAAGCCAACGUUGAUGACGCAGAUUCUGUUCCCUGCCGUAAGACUUGUGGUUCAGAAUGUGGGCGUCGAGGUUUGGGGCAGCACGGGCAUCAUCAUCAUUCAGCUCUCGCAGAUCUUCACUGUCAUCGGCGGUCCGAGCGGCUACUUGCUGGCACUCAACACCUUCAUCACCGAGGUCGUCGACUACGAGGAGCGUACGGCAGCUCUAGGUAGACUCACUGGAAGCAUGUUCUUUGGAUCUGCUAUGGGGUUUCUCUUGGGCGGUAUCGCGGGUGAGAGCUUCGGGAUCAAAGCUCCCUUCCGCUUGACACUCGUGCUAUUCUUACUGGUGUGUGUCUACGUCUUCAUCUUCUUGCCGCAUAUCCCACCUGCCGAGAAAAUCGAGGAUGACGCAGACUCGAUGAAGGCAAAGAAGGGCACUUCGGCCAUCGGCAAGUUCUUCGGCCCAUUGACUGUAUUUGCUCCGCGCAAAUUCAUCACCAGAGACGGUGUCGUCAGGAGAGAAUACGGGGCCUUUUUACUUGCAUGGGGAGUGUAUCUCGGGAUCUUGGCCACGGGAUACCUGGUGACCUUGCUACAGCUCUAUGCGACGAACGUCUUCGAGUUCGGGACCAAGCAAAACGGCGCACUGAUUUUCAUGUACUCGAUGCUGAGGGGCGUCUUCUUGACUUUUGCCUUCCCCAAGCUGAUCGCCAUUGGAAGGAGGGUGACCAGCAAGCGGGAGAAGCGCGAGGCCCCAACACCGCCAGAACGCGAACCCCUACUCUCGGCGUCUGAAAACAGCUCCCUUAGCAGCAAUAACAAAGACGAGGGGCCCCCACAAGAGCGGACAUUUGCCUUCGAUCUUACAUACACGAAGUUCUCGCUCAUCGCCGACGGGCUCCUGACUCUGCUCUGCUCCUUCGUCCGUCAAGGCUGGCAGAUGUAUCUUGUUGCUGCGGUUCUGCCCUUUGCGGCCGGCACUGGUUCGGCGGCAAAAGGGACUGUUCUGCAGAUGGUCGGCAGCCACGCAACCAGCAGUGAGAGGACAGACGCGCUAGCAGGAGUUUCUCUGGUUGAGAACAUCGCCCGACUUUCUACCACGUCUAUUUUUGGCAUCAUCUUUGCAGCAUUUGCGAGCAUUGGCAGGACAGAGCUCGUGUUCGCCUGCAACGCCGCCGUCGCCUUGAUAGGCUUUGUGGUUCUGCUGUUUGCUCGAUUUCCACCAGAAGGUAGUCGUCGACUUGAUCAAAAGGACACAUCUACGCCGGCAUCUUAA
Molecule: messenger RNA, 1821 nt
Organism: Cladophialophora yegresii CBS 114405
Lineage: Eukaryota; Fungi; Ascomycota; Eurotiomycetes; Chaetothyriales; Herpotrichiellaceae
Exons: 1
Coding region: 1-1821 (606 amino acids)
Biological process (GO): transmembrane transport
Cellular component (GO): membrane
Molecular function (GO): transmembrane transporter activity
Source: RefSeq, a predicted model, not a curated record